GUAAAUUGAUAAUAGUGUACCUUGUCGUUUCGUAAUAUUGUAGAAGUCAGAACACGACAUACACUGCAGUUGAGUGGAGGCCACAAUGUUGUGUACUAUCCAGAAACGGUUUGUGAGUAUAUCUACGCGUAUCGCUUCUUUGAGUCUUGUGCAAAACCUACGUUCAGGAGGAAUUCCUGCCCGCCUCGCUGGGCGUCGCUCAUUGCCGGGUGCAAACGAAAUCGACAAUGCGUAUCCAGCGUUCCUUGCCCAACCCCGGGUUAACUUUCCAGUCAUUUAUACACCGAGCCGCAAAGAAGAUUUGGGUGCCGGUGACCCAGUUCUGAAUUGGGUCUCUGUUGCAAGAGACCUCCUUGACACAAAUUUGCCGCGAUAUGGUGCGAUCAUACUUCGAGGUUUACCAAUUGAUAGUCCUCACGCCUUUUCAAAAUUUAUGUGCGAACUUGGCUAUCAAUUUAUGACAUACGAAGGCGGUACAGCAGUUAGGCAGUCUGUAGAAAAAAACGUAUUCACUGCAAGUGGGCACCCGCCAUCGGUCUGUAUCGAACCUCACAAUGAAAUGGCAUACUCGCACAGGUUUCCGAGCAAGAUAUUUCUUUUCUGUGAAAUUCCACCAUUGCCUGGAUGCGGUGGCGAAUCAGUCGUAGUCGACAUACGGGACAUCAAAUCAAAACUGUCACAUGAUCUACUGGACAAAUUCAGAAGGUUGAAAGUACGCUAUUACCACCAUUUCCCGUCUGGUGAUCCUGGAGCACACUCUAGUUGGCAACAGGUGUUUUCAACCGGAAAUAAGCACGACGUUGAAUCCUUUUUGACGAAACACAAUUACGACUUUGAAUGGACGCAAAAUGAUUCACUGCUAUAUUCACACGUGAUUCCUGCUUUCAUAUGCCAUCCGACUACAGGCGAAGAGCUGUGGUUUAACCAAAUUCAUCUACAUCAUGCAACGUUUUUUAAAUGUCACCCAAAGUGGAUAGAUGCGCAAUUGACUAACCUGGAGUAUCCUCUACAUAGUUGUUAUGGAAACGGCGAAGAAUUUGAGCCCGACACUCUCCAGAAAGUACGUAACGCCAUCUGGCAAGUUGCUGUAGGAUUGCAAUUGAAAAGAGGGGACAUACUUGUGACAGACAAUGUAACGGUCCAACACGGUCGCUUGGGUUUCACCGGACAACGAAGACUUCUCGUUAGCAUUACCAAAGAUUGAAUUUUGCGCGUAUAAUAAUUCUGUUUAAUUGGCAAUUUUAGAUUAUUUUAAAACAAUCAUUUAUAAUUAUUAUAAAAAUGUACACCGAUGUUUAAUUAAUUAUAUGAUAAAUAAAUUGGAACAUAGUGUCAUGGGUACUUAACCAU
Saccoglossus kowalevskii is the source of this 1350-nucleotide messenger RNA. RefSeq lists its product as uncharacterized. The record is from RefSeq and is a predicted model, not a curated record. NCBI's taxonomy places the organism in Eukaryota, Metazoa, Hemichordata, Enteropneusta, Harrimaniidae. Gene Ontology annotation, molecular function: oxidoreductase activity.